Messenger RNA from Oncorhynchus mykiss (rainbow trout), 3761 nucleotides. Its product is annotated as 5-hydroxytryptamine receptor 7-like. Gene Ontology annotation, cellular component: plasma membrane. Gene Ontology annotation, molecular function: G protein-coupled serotonin receptor activity. Gene Ontology annotation, biological process: circadian rhythm; adenylate cyclase-activating adrenergic receptor signaling pathway; chemical synaptic transmission. Lineage: Eukaryota; Metazoa; Chordata; Actinopteri; Salmoniformes; Salmonidae. The record is from RefSeq and is a predicted model, not a curated record.
UUGAUGUCCUCAAUAUGAACCAGUAUAGACCUACUGUCCUCAAUUAAGUUUAGAGAUUAUGUAAAUAUGAUCCGUUUGCUUUUUUGAUUAAAUCCUUUUUUCCCUGCUGAAAAAAAAUCGAACAAUAUAUCAUAAUAGCAGGUAUACACCAAGUCCUAUAGCCUUAAGUACAUGAGUAGUAAAAUGUUUGAUACGUUUCAAUUACCUUGCAUGGACUUGUAUCUUUGUGAACACAUUUUCGUGUUUGAGCGUUCGCAGAUGGAUCUAAACCGCUCGUGGGAAAAUGUAUUUCUGUCAGCGAAUUAGCCUACCCUAAGCCACACUGGGAAACAAGCGCGUUGUGAAAUCAACCUAAAAAUAGCUUAACAUGCAACGUUUUUUAUGACGUUUUAGUGAUUUUUCUGGGAAGAUUUCUUUGAAGAUAACUCGAUGCUGGCCAUAAAAUUCAUCAUUGUUUUUCGCCUCUUCUUGCGCAUUUGGAGAGGCGCGGAUCACUCUUUUGGGAAGGUGAAACGCUCUGACUGUGCAUGGCUUUAAGGUUUGGACUAAUGUUUCUCAGUACUGGCUGUCUUGUUACAAAGGAAAACAAUAAACUACUGGACCCAAGAUCACAGGCGUAGCCUACUGAUCAAGAAUGCGCUUAAUUGGAGUACACUGGCGAGGUGUCCCUUGCAUCACCGCCGGGAUCACGUUUUCGUAAUGUUCAAUACUUCGGGCGUCGAUCCCACUUCCAAUAAGAGAGAGGAUGUUUCCGAAGUUAUCAAUGGCACUCUGGAGCUUUUCUAUAACGUCCUGGUCACAGCUGGUCCAACAGCCAUGUGGAACGAUACGUGCGGGGAGACACUACUUGAUUUCGGCAGUGGAGAGAAGAUAAUAAUCGGAGUGAUGUUGGCUAUCAUCACAGCGGUCACUGUGAUGGGAAACACACUGGUUGUCAUAGCGGUUUGCGUGGUGAAAAAAUUAAGACAACCGUCAAACUAUCUUCUUGUGUCCCUGGCUGUGGCAGACCUCUCCGUGGCCAUAGUUGUCAUGCCCUUUGUUAUAGUGACAGACCUAACUGGAGGCAAGUGGCUUUUUGGGGAGGUGUUUUGCAACAUCUUCAUUGGUAUGGAUGUAAUGUGCUGCACAGCCUCCAUCAUGACCCUGUGCGUGAUCAGUGUUGACAGGUAUCUGGGGAUCACCCGCCCCCUCACAUACCCAGCCAGGCAGAACGGCCAGCUGAUGGCCAAGAUGAUCCUGGGGGUGUGGCUGGUGUCCGCCUCCAUUACCCUGCCACCCUUCUGCGGCUGGGCCAAGAACGUCCACGCGGGCGGCGUGUGCCUCAUCAGCCAGGACUUUGGUUACACCAUCUACUCCACGGCUGUGGCCUUCUACAUCCCCAUGCUCGUCAUGCUCUUCAUGUACUACAAGAUUUUCAGGGCCGCCCGCAAGAGCGGCCUCAAGCACCGCUUCACCGACUUCACCCGGCGCGAACGGCUGGAGACGGUGGCAAGCGAGGCACUGAGGAUGCAAGGCCUGAAGCCGCAGGGCGUGGCCGAGGAGUGUGCGGUGCUGUCCCGUCUGCUGACCCGCGAGCGCCGCAACAUCUCCAUCUUCAAAAGGGAGCAGAAGGCUGCCACCACGCUGGGGGUGAUCGUGGGCGUGUUCUCCAUCUGCUGGUUGCCCUUCUUCAUCCUGUCCACGGCCAGGCCCUUCAUCUGCGGAGUGGAGUGCAGCUGUGUGCCCAUCUGGCUGGAGAGGUUCCUCCUCUGGCUGGGCUACGCCAACUCCCUCAUGAACCCCUUCAUCUACGCCUUCUUUAACCGGGACCUGCGCUCCACCUACAAGGAUCUGCUGCGAUGCCGCUACCGCAACAUCAACCGACGCCUGUCCGCCGUAGGUGUGCACGAGGCCCUUAAGGUGUAGGAGGAAGAGGACAAUGACUAGGAGAGUUUGGGGCCCCAGAAGCAUCCAAGGAAUUUCUAAUCCUGUCCUCAUUGUAAAGACUACUGGCUGCUACUCUUUGUGAUUGUAUAAUAGAGGCUGAGGGAUGACCUGUGACCUGUGGCUGUAGAUAAAGACAGAGACAGACUGUUAAUACCUCUCUAACACGCUGUAGAGACACAGAGACAAGGCCAUCACUUAGGUCUGUGUCUGUCUGACACACACAGUCAUUCUAUUUUGGGACACAAAACCAUAGACCGUAUUUGACGGCCUAUUCAAGUUGACACUGGCUUUGUGCAUAUGCUACAAUUCAGUCCUGACUUCAUAUUCAUGUCAGGAAGAUGAUGCAUUGACUUGGGAAAUCACAUGCGGACCCUGGCGAUAAUUCUAGGUCAUUAAAAGCAUGGGCUGCAAAUGGAUUUCUGCACAAUGACAUUUGCUAAAUUAAUGCUUGCGCAAGGGGUGCCAUUGGCUGUUGACUUAAACCAGUGAAGGUCACGGAAUCUGUAUCUAUGUAACUGUUUCCAGUUCAACUUAUCUGUCGUCUAGUAGGUGAUGAUGGUGAACAAUUGAAAGUGGUCUGUAUAGGAACAUGUGAAUCUAUUAUUUUUUGGAGGCAGGCAAGUGUUUAAUGUUCACCAACAAAAACACUGCAAAACAGAAAGCAUCCAUUGUCAGUUUAUUUUCAGACAUGCCUUUGAAUUCCUUUGGAAUAUAAAUCGUAAUGUGAAUGAAGGCUAACAAACAAAAGUUAAUCUUGUAAUGUUACCACAAAGCACUUGAGGGUGGUAGGGAUAACAAGCCUAUGAUUUGACGUGAUUUAAUGGGGAAGAUGUUAGAGAGGUGGUACAACAGGUAGGCCUAAUGGUUAGAGUUGGAGAAUGUUCUGGAACAAACUACAUACAUCUCUGAGAAAUGCCCAUUUACAAAAUCCACAGGAAUCCUCACCAUUUCAUUUGGCAUUCAUUGUUCAGUGGAUUCUGCUUGAAGCUCACAUCUGUCUAACAUGCUAUGCAUUAUCCAUGGAAGACCAGAAUGUUGUGCAUAGUCAGUUUGACAUAGCUCAGCAGCACAGUGGUUCAUACUUCACUUCACCCUAGCACACAUGUAAAACAUGUAGAAGGUGCCCACUGGGCACACACUGGUUGAAUCAACAUUGUUUCCACGCCAUUCUAAUUAAAUGAUGUUGAACCAACGUGGAGUAGACAUUGAAUUGACGUCUGUGCCCAGCGGGUAAUGACAGAUCUUAAUAAUUUUCUCCAAGUUCAGUUUUCACAACACACAAACAGUUGGUUGGCUGCACGAAACAGACAGAUUUUCCCUACUGAUUUGAUUGUGUUAUAACAAAAUUGUUCAACUAUGAUCCAUUAAGGAAAGGCACUCAUUGUGCUGAUGAGAUUCUCCCAACAAGGAAUGAGUCCACCCAUCAAAGUCUUUAUCGCUAAUGCCUGAAGCAGCAGGUGUUGCUACUUCUGCUCUCUUUCAUAGCAGGAUGUGGUCAAAACUUUUAUGAACUCUGCAUCAACUUGGUUUAUUCACAACAACUCUCUUUUGUUGUAAUCUGUGUAAAAAAAAAUUGUAUAGUUGAAGCAGUGUGUGCUUUUCUCUACCUCGGUUUUCGGAAAAUACUUGUUAAUUAUUAUUGCAAACAGAUAUAUUCCUGGCUUGCACUAUAUUUUGUCAUAUGAUUCCUUGUUAUUUAAGUGUCUAGUGUCGACGGCAUUCAUUGACAUACCCUUCUACAACUGCUUUGUGAACGUUAUUCUCCAAAAUGUACCUGGAGAAAUUAGAGUAUAUUUCUUUCAUCACUUUGUAAAUAAAGCAGCACUUGGUUUAAA